Molecule: messenger RNA, 933 nt
Organism: Caretta caretta (loggerhead turtle)
Lineage: Eukaryota; Metazoa; Chordata; Testudines; Cheloniidae
Source: RefSeq, a predicted model, not a curated record
UCCUACCGCUCUGGUCUGCUGGGGGGCUGCUCCCCUCCCCCGCCGGCUGGCCGGCGCCGGGCGCUCCAAUGAGAGCGGCUGCCUCUCCCUGCCUCGCGGAGCCCGGCGGCGCCGGCCCUGCGUGUGCGAGUCCGGCCAGCAGGCGAGGAUGAUGCCGGCUCUGGCCGCCCAGAGGCGGGGGUGGCGCUGCCUUUACCGGUUGUACCUGCGGUGCCAGGCGGCGCAGCUCAGCCGGGUCUGCCACGGAUGGCAAGGCUCGAUGAAAUGCGGAAGUCUCUCUCGCAUACUGCCAUGCAGUCGUCUAGCAGUCCAAUCACUGAGUCAAGUGAGAGUUUACACUUCUGAUGGUCAGAAAAAAGGCCCUGUACCAGGCCCUGAAGGAGCUGUGCACAAAGCUGGAACAGCACGGGAUACCAGCAGUGCAGGCCAAAAACCACUUUUAUUGCAAGAGCCAAUCCAAAUAAAAGUUAAAGCAGUUCUUAAAAAGAGAGAAUAUGGACCAAAAUACACGCAAAAUAAUUUCAUCACUGGUGUCAGAGCAAUAAAUGAGUUCUGUCUUAAAUCCAGAGUGCUGACUCUGCAUGCCAAGAAGUGCAAAUCCCAUUAGUCACUGAAGAGAAAAUGCUAUCUCUGGGACAGCCAGCUUUUCACAGGGUGCACAGGCAGCCUUGUAGCAGUAGUUAGAAACCAUGCAAAUCUCUAAAAUAUGAAACCCCACUUAGAAGCCAUAAGAAGCUUCAUUUUAAACUUAAGGUACUUUAAUAUUAUAUCUGUUUACAAAUGCUUAUUAUAUGUUGCCAAAUUAAGACUUAACUCUCACUAUUAUCCUGACUUAAUCACAUGUAUCAUUCUGGACUAUGGUUAUUGUUACUCAAAUGUAUAUUUAACUCUCUUUAGUGUCUGUCAUCCAUUGCUGGCAUCCAUUUAAACAAC